Molecule: messenger RNA, 1221 nt
Organism: Humulus lupulus (European hop)
Lineage: Eukaryota; Viridiplantae; Streptophyta; Magnoliopsida; Rosales; Cannabaceae
Exons: 2
Coding region: 1-1221 (406 amino acids)
Molecular function (GO): catalytic activity
Source: RefSeq, a predicted model, not a curated record
AUGCAGCAUCCUAAUGGGAGAAUAGUGGUUGCAUGGAACCCGUUGAGUUUUGAUGUGGAUAUUAGAGGGAGUUCGAGCCAGUGGAUGCAUUUUGCAGUUACGGCUAAAAAUGGAAUUCAGGUUGUUAUUACAGUGGUUUAUGCUUUUAAUGAUAAAGUAGGUAGGGAGAGACUUUGGGAAGAUUUGGAGAGCAUGGCUAAUAGUGUCUCUUAUCCUUGGAUAGUGAUGGGUGACUUCAAUGCAGUGUUAUCUCUAGAAGACCGAUUCCCUUAUCAUGGUAAUGGUUCAGAUUUUUUGCCUUUUCAGCACUGUGUUGAGCAUUGCAAAUUAUCAGAUAUGAAAUUUUCUGGCACGUUUUUUACUUGGAACAAUAAACAAGGGGGCAAAGAUAGGGUUUACGCUAAACUUGAUCGAGUUUUGGCCAAUGAGAGCUGGAUAGGGAAGUUUCAGAAUGCUGAGGUUAUUUUUUUUCCUGAGUGUACCAUGGACCAUAGCCCUUUUAUGGUCAACUUUGGUUCUCUUCCUGAGAAUAAAAAGCCAUUCAGAUAUUUCAACUUUUGGAGCAAUUUAGAGGGUUUUCAUAGGACAGUUGCUGAGUCUUGGAGAAAGGAUGUGCAGGGGACUCCAAUGUAUUCGUUGAUUACCAAGCUGAAAAGGCUGAGAUUUGAUUUGAAAAAGCUUAAUAGAGAAGGGAAAGGAGAUGUGUUUAUGCAAGAUACAAUGACUCAUAAGUUGAUGAUUGAUGUCCAAGAUAAGUUGCAAUGUGAUCCGGGUAACAUCCAGCUGAUAGAUGAGGAGAUUGCUAGAAGGAAAGAGUAUCAGUGGGCUCAUAAAAACUUGGUUCAGUUUCUUAAGCAAAAGGUAAAGGAAGAUUGGCUGAAGCUUGGUGAUGAGAAUACUAAGGUUUUCCAUAACAGUAUUCGGAAUAUGCAUAUGCAGAAUGCCAUAUUUUCGAUUUGGGAUAUGAAAGGUCUGUGGCAUGAUAGCCAUGAAGAGGUUCACAAUGCAUUUUAUGCAUAUUAUGAAGAUUUACUUGAUACAGCAAUGAGAAACAGAAGGAGAGUUUUAGUUUCAAUAGUUCAAUCAGGUCCCAUGAUUUCGGAUCAACAAGCUGUCUUCUUGAGAUGUAGACAAAUCAUUAUUCAAUGGUUGCCUGAAACAAAGAUUACCAAUGAUGGUGAAAUUUUACAACAGAAAAGUAGAAAAUGGAGUGAGCGAUAA